UUCCUUUCAUUUUGCAUUUCGGUAGCCUCUCCAAAAUGGCUGCUGGUGACACAGCUCUGUGGCUGCACAACAAAUUAGGUUCUACAGACGAUUUAUGGUCCGGAAAGACCAUAUGUUCACAAAUAAACCAAGCAAAAUUACAAAAUAUCCAAGCUUGCUACAAUGCACUUCAACCACACGUUAAAGUGAAACUAAUGUUGUCAUUUCUUCACUUGCCAAGGAGGAAUGUAGAGCAGUGGAGAGCUGAUCUGGAAGAAAUACUUCUGAUGGCCACACAUGACACUGACCAGUGGGUGUCCAUGAUUGGUGAAAUUCUCAAGACAUUUCCAUCAAUGGGAACAUUAAAUCUAGAUCUGGAAGAUAAUGGCAUCUUUUCAGAAAUGACUUCAGAUUUAAAUAAAGCUGUAAAGAAAGCAGCUGGAGCACGGAUGCUACCAUUGGAAUGUCAGUUUCUGAACAAAACAGCUUUGAUUGCAGCUACAGGACAGCAGCCACAACCUAUUAAACAUUUUGCAUUGAAGAGAAAACCUAAAUCUGCAAUACUGAGAGCUGAACUACUGCAAAAAUCCACUGAAGUUGCCAGCAGUAAAAAAAAUAAUCCAAGCAGUAGUUUACCACUAAAAGUCAGAAGUUUUGCUAAGAAAAUGGACGAUGCAACACCACUUAAAGGACUGCCAAAUAGGACUCCACCAUCCAGUGGAUUUCGAUCACCAGGGACUUCAGGCCCAAGCAGAGUCAAUCCUACACCUACAACACCAAUGGCCAGGCCUACAUCAGUACGCAAGGAUGUUGGUAUAAAGUUAUUAGACAUGGAAGAAUUACCGCUUGGUGCAAAAGAGGCAAAGAGAAGGAGAAAAAUUGCAGAAAUGGAGGCUGCAGAGCAAGCUAAGAAAGAAAAGGAAGCUGCAGCUGCUGCUGCCGAGCAAGCCGCAGCAACAACAGUGUCCUAUACACCAGACUAUGCUGCUGGACUGGUAAAUCCUGCCCCAUCAAAACUUCCAGCAAUACAAGCUAUUGUUACUGGGACUACCCCAUCACUGGGCCCUUCAGUGUCAUAUGUUCCACAGAUUAGAGCUAAUACACAGCUUACAGCACCACUUGCAAUGACAUCAGCAACCAGAACACAGCAGGCUAGGGAUAAUUUACAGCAACAGUUAGAACAACAGUUAGGCCAAUCACAGAUCAGAACACAGUCAUCACUGCCUGUCCAAUCACAGAAUCCAUUACAACCCACUCCUGUUUCAUUGCCUGGGCAACCACCUACACAACCAAUACAGCAACUAAACAAUCAACAACCUCAGCUGCAGACGACACAGCAGCAAAAUGCUCCAAAGAAAGGAUUAUCUUUGACAAGAGAACAAAUGUUAGAAGCACAAGAAAUGUUUAGAACAUCAAAUAUUGUGACCAGACCUGAAAAGGCAUUAAUUUUAGGGUUUAUGGCUGGUUCCAGAGAUAACCCAUGUCCUCAACAAGGUCAUAUUUUAAGUAUACGACUUAGUGAAACAAAGGAGAUGGUACUACAGGCAGAUAAUACAAGUAAACCUAUGUUGGCUGAUGUGUUUUUCCAAAUGAACUAUCAAACUGGGGAAUGGAAAAGGAUUAAGAAAUAUCGGGAAUGUGAACAAUUAUAGAUUGUUGCAAUUGUUAUUGUUAUUUAUUAAUAAAAUGUCAUGUGUUGUUUUA
Molecule: messenger RNA, 1683 nt
Organism: Mytilus californianus (California mussel)
Lineage: Eukaryota; Metazoa; Mollusca; Bivalvia; Mytilida; Mytilidae
Product: negative elongation factor A-like
Exons: 11
Coding region: 36-1631 (531 amino acids)
Biological process (GO): negative regulation of transcription elongation by RNA polymerase II
Cellular component (GO): NELF complex
Source: RefSeq, a predicted model, not a curated record